Lytechinus pictus (painted urchin) is the source of this 5856-nucleotide messenger RNA. RefSeq names its product glutamate-rich WD repeat-containing protein 1-like. The record is from RefSeq and is a predicted model, not a curated record. The coding region runs from base 1169 to 2533 and encodes 454 amino acids. Lineage: Eukaryota; Metazoa; Echinodermata; Echinoidea; Temnopleuroida; Toxopneustidae. Gene Ontology annotation, cellular component: nucleolus. Gene Ontology annotation, molecular function: protein binding. The transcript has 7 exons. Gene Ontology annotation, biological process: ribosome biogenesis.
GAUCUUGAGCUCAAAUCACGGACGGUUCUUCCGCAAAUUAGCGGGCGUCCGCAUUAGAACGUAGGAUUUGUCAACAGCCGUCAACAGCCAAUCAGAUCGCUUGUAGAGUGAGCAAGCUGAGCCGAUGUAAACAUUCGCCCAUCGCGUGCAUAUGCACAUGUUGUACUCUACUCUGACUACACUGCACUGAUAGCUGAAAGCUUCAAAACGAUCCGGCCGCGAUCAGCGAUUUGCGAAACUGCUUACAAGCGAGAGUUGAGCGCGACGGACGCACGAACCAAGAGAUCGUUCUACGUCGUUGAUAGCGUCGUACGACGCUGGGCGAAAACACACUAGUGACUGACUGUGACUGCAGAGAAUCGAGACGCGAUCCCAGGCUAUCCCAGUGCCACUCCGCAGUGCAGUGCAGAGCUAACUUCCGAUAACCACCUUUAAAUUUCACCUAGCCAGAUGCAGAUAUAAUUUUAUUCACCGGAUGAAUGCUCUUUUUCAUUACCAUUGGAAAGAGUUUAAGUAGCUCAUGAUGCUAUCUAAUAUAAGCAAUUACCUGGCUUUCGUGAGAGUCAUCUCCCUUCUGAAAUUCAUUUGCUGAUCUUAGUUAGUUGAUGUUGCUAACUUUACCGCUACGUACACGUAUACGAUCGCUACCGGGCGCGGCCGGCGACGCGGGCGUACGUACUGUACUGCAGCUGGUCGUAUGCAUAUUUGUUUACAAUCGAGGUGACCCAUCGAUGACCUUCAAACAGCUGUCUCGUCUUGUUUCGCUGGGCCACAAGUUUGCGGUGCUGCAUUUGCAAACUAUCGGCACGGACAAAAGUUGCAGCGAAUAAAUUACAGAUAUUACCGACAACACGUGUUAACAGUUUUACAUGCAGUCAUCAUAGAGAUGCUGUGCCAGUGAAGUGCAAAUGUGCCACGGUCCCAGUAAAUCUACAUCUACUGCGGACGAAAAGCUAAGGGAUGCUUCUUAACUCAUUUUACAAGCUUGAGCAUUAUUUUACUAAACAGUCUUUGGACGUUACAUGUACUCACUCAAGUUGACUGCUCACAGACAGUAGCAUUGUUACUGAAAAUAUUCGGACCUGCAGUGCAGUCGAGUGCAGACGGACUGAAAAAUCCUUCCGUUCGGAGGUGUUUUGUUCCUUUUUUUGUCAGUUUUAAAGUGAAAAUGUCUGACCAAGAAACGGAAGGAGAGGAGAUCAUGGAGGUGGUGGAUCCGGAUAAAGAUGAUGGUGAUGAAGUGGAAUAUGAAGAUGGAGAAGGAUCGAGUGGAAGUCAGAGGCAAGAAACAAAAGUUUAUCUCCCUGGCCGACAUGAUGAGGAGAUGGGUGAUGAUGAGGAACUUGUCAAAGAUGAAUCUGCCUAUCACAUGUACCACCAAGCUCAAACAGGUUCACCGUGCCUUAGCUUUGAUGUCUUGAGAGACAGCCUUGGAGACUCGAGGGUUGCUUAUCCUCAUUCAGUGUACAUUGUAGCAGGAACGCAAGCAGAGAAGGCACACCUCAAUCACGUAAUUGUUACGAAGAUGAGCAAAAUGAACAGAACAAGCAAGCAAUCGGAAGACGAUGAUGAUGACGACGACGAUGAUGACAGUGAUGAUGAGGAUGAUAAUCAGCCCGAGUUGGAGACGGCCAUGAUAGACCAUCUCGGUUCAGUCAAUAGAAUAAGGAGUACCACCUUGGGUGACAAGCAGAUAGCUGCCUCCUGGGCCGACACUGGCAACGUCCACAUAUGGGACCUCAGUGAACCUCUACAAGCCAUCGAGAGCCCUGCUGCCAUGGCUAAAUACAUGAAACAGAACAACAGCAAGCCCCUUUAUACCUUCAGCGGGCAUGUGACGGAGGGGUAUGCCUUGGAUUGGUCCCCGACUGUUCCAGGGACUAUGUUGUCUGGAGACUGCAAGAAGCACAUUCACAUGUGGAAGCUGAGAGAGGGCGGUGUUUGGAACGUGGAUCAGAGGCCGUAUCUGGCUCACACGGACUCGGUUGAAGACAUUCAGUGGUCUCCCAAUGAGAAAAAUGUGUUUGCAUCGUGCUCGGUGGACAAAUCCAUCCGUAUUUGGGACGUGAGGGCCCUCCCCUCCAAGGCCUGCAUGCUGACAAUGGAAGAGGCCCAUGAUAGUGAUGUCAAUGUAAUACACUGGAACCGGAACGAUCCAUUCAUCUUAUCGGGGGGUGAUGACGGUGUCAUCAACGUGUGGGACCUCAGGCAGUUUCAGAAAAAAGGCCCUCCUGUAGCCAAGUUCAAGCAUCACACUGCUCCCAUUACUUCAGUGGAGUGGCACCCGACGGACAGUACCGUCUUUGCCGCGUCCGGUGCAGACGAUCAGCUGACACAGUGGGAUCUGGCUGUCGAGCCAGACGACGAAGGUCAAGGGUCAAAAGGCGAUGACCCAGACGUUCCUCCACAGCUGUUGUUUAUCCACCAAGGCCAGUCGGACAUCAAGGAGGUCCACUGGCACCCCCAGAUCCCUGGAGUGGUCAUCAGCACAGCUCAGAGUGGCUUCAACGUCUUUAGGACUAUAAGUGUGUAGCCUGAUUGAUUUCAAUGGGACCAAUCAGUUUUCUGUUUCUGUAAUACUAACACCCAAAUGAACUCUGCAACACAGCUUUUUUUUUUGCAGCAGAACGCAAAGCUGAUCUGUCCAAAUUUAAAAGGAAACAUUACUUGUCUAAGGUUGUCAGUCACGUGGGCUGAUUUAAUAGACAACAUAAAUUAUUGUCAGCCCUUUUGGGGUUAAAGUGGAGGUAAUGGCUGAGCUGGGGUUCAAACUCACAACCUCAAGAUUGAGAGUCCAUUGCUCUAAACACUAGACCACAUGACGUCAGUGCAUUAACCCAUUGCAACCAGCUAUAAGAUAAUUCCUGUGUGUUGUCUAUGGGAUAGGACAUUGCAGUUGUCUGUGACCUAGAGGAAGAUCUGUAGGACAGACAGCUGCAUCCGAAGUAUUCUUCAACAGUCUUUUGUCUUCAGAGGCAUGAUGGAAGCUGUUCAGAAUGAUACCACUCUGAUGUGGAAUCAUCUAAUAAUAAUAAUAAUAUUUACCCAGGGAAGCCACUUCAGUUCUGAAAACUGCUAUUAUUAUUACCCCGGCUUUAGCUGGGCUGUCUAGGCGCUCAAGCAUUCGAAGAAUUUCUUCCUACCGGGUACCCAUUCACCUCACCUGGGUUGAGUGCAGCACAAUGUGGAUAAAUUUCUUGCUGAUAGAAAUUACGCCAUGGCUGGGCAUCUCCCCUUUGUGUCUAGAUUAAGAAUCUGCUGGAUAGUGUAACAUAAAGCUUUGCGAUUGAUAAUGGAGCUGAUUUCUUUGACUGAUUGCAUUCAUUAAUGUGUAUGUAAAAGUUGUUGACAAUGAUAAUUUUGCCAUUAGUGUUAACUACAGGCCCGUAGCAAGGGGUGGGGGGGGGGGGGGGUAGGUGUUUGAUCGAACCUCCUAAAAUUUUCAAUAGCUUGAAAAAAAUCGCAGGGUAAAAGAAGAGGGGAUUGAACCUCUACUUGAAAACCCUUUCUACAGGGUUGAACUACCAUGAACACCUUUAAAUUGUCUAGUGAGGAUUGUUACCAUGGUAAUAAACAUUGAUGGCAGAGUUGAGCAACAGUACCCUUAUCUUCAUUUCUUGCAGCAAAAUGGAGAAUUACAUGUUAUUAAUUUCAUACUUUGAUUGAAGAAAAUAUUAAUUCCCUAUAUGAACUUGGUUCACCUUUAGAUUUCAAUGCAUUUUAUUCAAUGUAUAAACAGAAAUGGUAAAUGUGUUAUAUUGAUGUGAUUUUAUAUUCUCGCACAUAUAUAGACCUAUCUCAUUUCAAUUUUUUUUUUAUGUUGAAUUAUCUUCUUUUUUUUAAAUCAAGAAAUAUGCAAUAUUUUAGGUGACAUAGUAGAACAAAUAUUGGCAGUCUAAUUGAACAUUUCGAGAGAUUGUGUUAGCAAGUGUUUUGAAUCAGAGUGUCUUAAAAGCAAAGUCCACCCCAACAAAAAGUUUAUUUGGCUAGAUUGGGAAAAAAAUCAGACAAAUCAUGCAACACUGAAAAUUUCAUUGAAAAUGGGGUAAGAAUAAGAAAGUUAUUCCAUUUGAACUUUGCCCAAUCAGCAAAAUAGACAGAAUUGAUGGCCACAGACUAUGCAAUUGAAGGAACAAAUUAUGUCACAUACCAUUUCUUUCAUAUUUUAUGUAUGAAAUAUCAAAUAUUUUAUGAUGUUUCUUGUAAUGAUAUAAAUAUUGGUUAGAUUGAAUUUUCAUGGAACAUGGAAAAUCAUCAUGGUAAUAUACUCUGUUUUCCUCUUGAUCAUCAAAUCAGUAGAAAUUGUGAAAAUGUAUAUUGCAAUCAAUGAACAAAAGAAUAAUGUGUGGCAUCAUCAUUUGCACAUCGAUCAGGAUGUGCGCAUACAUGUAUCUGUUGCGUCGAAAUGAGGGGAAAUUAAAAUGCAAUAUUUUCCUUGAAUCUGAUUUUGAUUUUUCCUAAUUCUCGCAUAGUCAAAAUGGUAAUCAAAUUCACUAUAGACUAUGUAACAUCGCAGCCAUCCCCAUGAAAACUUUACCUGGAAAAAUUCACACUGCCACGCCGAACGAAUUCAAGAUCGCAGUAAAUCUAUUGAAAUGAGAGACAAAUCACAAUGAUCAGUAGGCCUAAUGAACAGCUCGGAGGCCUUGGUCAUAAAGGGCAGUUGGCAGUACACUUUCUACAUUCUUGAAAGCAUUCUGCAUAGCAGUGCGAAUACUCCCUAAAGGCCUGGCCCCACUGGCCGACGGACACAAAACGUAUUCACAACGGAUACAGCGGUUAAGCAAAAUUUCGGGGUGGCUUCAUCCGUUUUCAUCUGCUCCAGACAAUGGACAGAAUGAGCAAACAAAUCAGUGGAAAGAUGCUUGAUGGAUAUAGAGUGUAUGAAACACAGAGUACACAACGGAUACAUAGCGUUUUCCAACGGAUGGCAAGAUUCUUUUCCGUUUUUCAUUCCUCUGCAUCCGUAAGUGCAGUGGGACCAAGCCUUAAUGUUGAGUUGAGAACCACCUAUACUCAAAGGACUGGCUCAAGGAAAUAUAUUCAUUGUGUAUGGGAUUUCUGUUGAGCUUUGCAAAUGACCACAAUACAGAUUUCCAAAAAAAAAUAUUUUAAUCUACAGAUUUCAUUUGAUUUCUUUUGAUCUAUUAAUUUCAUUAAAUUUGAGUUAAAAGCAGACCUGCCAACCUUCUACAGUGAAAAAAAGUAUUCUUAGAGGGAAAAAAAAGUAUUUUUUGAGAAUACAGAGUAUUUUAAAAAAUUUGUCUCAAAGUUACAAUCGCCAGCCUGUUGUAGUGAGAUUGGUGGAAAAACAUGUGAAAUGGCUCUACUUGAUAACUUCAUAAUUCACCCUUUCAAACAUGUGCUUGUAGGCAAGCAUUCACUUGUUCUUUUCGUGCAACAAGUUCCUGGCCCGACAGUGAGUUUUUAUCAGUCUGGGACUGUCGGACUGGUGCUCGUCACGCGCUGCGUAUAAUACAUACUCCAUGAUUGGAAAUUAAAAAAAAAGUAACAAAUCAUACAAAAAAAGUAUUGGUGUAUUCAUAGCAAAAAAAGAGGAACAAAUACUCUAUAAAGGGAACUGUUGGCAUGUCUGCAAAAGGCAUUUCUAAGCAAUAACAUUCAAUGGGGCAAACUGGUAAAACAGCGAGGUUAUGUUGACAGUAUUUAACAGUAUAUGCAUUUCAAGAUCAAAUCCUGAAAAGGAGAUAUAUGUUCAGUGUGCACUUGAUGUCUUAUAUCUACAGGUAUGUUUAUGGCUGCAUUUAUAAUGUUUAUGCACAGUAAUAAAUACCAUGGAUUCAAGAAACUAAGUUUUUUGAUGUGACGAGUUGUAACAUUGCCUCAUGAUUAUUU